GCUCCAACUUUUCAAUGAAACAAUUAUGGUAACAAAAAGCCAAAUCUUUUGAACUAAUUAUUAUGUGGGUGGGCUGUACUUUUUCAAUUUCAUGAUUUCCACUUUUGCUCUUUAAGAUUUGGUGUUGAGGUAAAUGGGGGAAUCAAUAAUGGCUGCAUUAAGUCAUGAUGAUAAGAUGGGGGAGACAGCUGCUUCAGAUCGGAGUCUUGAAGUGUCGGUGUCGUUUGGUAAAUUUGAGAAUGAUUCGUUGUCUUGGGAGAAAUGGUCGUCUUUCUCACCAAAUAAAUACCUAGAGGAAGUUGAGAAGUGUGCUACACCUGGAUCUGUAGCUAUGAAAAAGGCUUACUUUGAAGCUCAUUACAAAAAGGUUGCUGCUCGAAAAGCUGAGCAGCUGGGACAGGAGCUGCAAAUGGAACAUGAAUCACUCGGCUCAGAUGAUCAAAAUGGUGGAGAUCCGCUUGGAAAAGAUUAUGGGAUAGAUUCUGAAUUUGAUGUACCCGGUGCUCAAACUUUUGAUGAUGGGACUAGGCAAGAAAAGAAGUUGGAUGAUGAGUUGGACAUUGGCCCUGUCGAUGAGCCUAGCGAAGAUGCUGCAAUCAACUUAAAAAGUGUAGAAUUAUCAGCCGAAAAAGUGGAAGGAGAAUUGGGUGGGGGGAUAGAUGGCUCAUCUUUAAAAAAACUAGAAGAAGCUCCUUCAGUCAAAGAAGUGGAAGUUUUAUGCACGGAGGCUCAAGAAAUGAAGGAUGUUUCAGAAAGUUUGGAGAAAGAGAGAGAAAGCAUACCUGUAGUUAAGGAAAAAAGUGCGAAGUUGGAUCAUCGGAAGGCUCAAGAAAUGAAGGAUGAAUCAAAGAGUUUGGAUAAAGAGAGAGAAAAUAUACCUGUAGUUAAGGGAAAAAGUGCAAAGUUGGAUCAUCGGAAGGACACGCAAAAGAUUUCUCCAAUGAGUAAGAUAAGAGAUAUGACAAGGAUAAAGAAGAAACCAGCAUCACCUGUUGCUAAAUCACCCCAAAUUUCAACUCCAAAGGUCACCAGGAUGGUGCCAAUUUCUAGCACAUUGUCCACAGCGAAAAAUGUUUCUAGCACAUUGUCCAUGACGAAAAAAGCAACUGGUUCAUCAUUACUGAAGAGCAAAAGUCCUUCUGUGGCAGGAAACAAGAAAGUGGCUUCUAAAUCUUUGCACAUGUCUCUUAAUAUGGAUACUACAAUUUCCGAACCAUCUCUCACACCUUCUCAUCCAACAACUGUUAGAACAUCACUUAUUAUGGAGAAAAUGAAAGAUAAGGAGAUCAUUAAACGAGCGUUUAAGACAUUCCAAAACAAUUUCCACCAGUUGAAAUCUUCUGCUGAAGGGAGAUCAUCGGCAGCAAAGCAGGUAUCCACAAAAGGGGCAGAAGCUAAAGUCUCCAGUUCUGUGACACCACGAAAAGAGAAUGCAGGGUCUUUUAAAGCAGGUAGCAUGGAUAAGAAAACUGCUAAGGCAGCUCCAUCUUCCUUGGGCUCGAAAAGUGAUGACAGGGUGGAGAAAAGAAAAGAGUUUUCUAAGAAAUUGGAAGAGAAAUCAACUGUUAAAGUGGCAGGGAGUACCGGCCUUGGAAAUAGAUCAAAGGAUGACAAAGAUGCAGCAAGCAGAAAGCUAAGACAGAGCCUUAACUUUAAAGCCACGCCCACUCAUGAUGUUUUUCGGGGACAAAAUGUAUCAAAAAGCCUUAUAGAUAAGGAGGGUUCCAAGACGCUUCGGAUAUAGAGGCUGUGAACAUCUCGUACUAAGAACGAGACCACUAAGAGAAGAAGUGGUUUUAGCACCCGCUCCACCCGGCUUCCUCUUCAGCAUAUGUCGACACUUCAAAACGGAUUACAAUCCCCGCUAAGUACCACCGGUUAUACUUUCAGUCACCAACACAGUGCCAUUGAUUAGUCACCUUUUUUGUAUAUUGAUCUGUUACUAGAAAUAGAUAUCAUACAUUAUAUUGCCAUCCCUCUCUCCCUCUACCGUAGCAUGUAUUGGAGAAAUCGUCAUGUGAGAUGAUAAAUUGUGAAAUUUGUUAGAAAUAUAUGGACCUUCUAGUACACAGUAA
Molecule: messenger RNA, 2075 nt
Organism: Mercurialis annua (annual mercury)
Lineage: Eukaryota; Viridiplantae; Streptophyta; Magnoliopsida; Malpighiales; Euphorbiaceae
Product: protein WVD2-like 7
Exons: 10
Coding region: 134-1744 (536 amino acids)
Source: RefSeq, a predicted model, not a curated record